AUGUUAUUUCUCAAUUUUAGAAAUCAUGCCUUGACGUCCAUUGAAAAAUUACUUUUGGCUCUAAGAUUUUAUGCAACAGGAAAUUUCCUUAUUACAGCUGGAGAUUUUAUGGGAGUUAGCAAGACCACUGCUUCUCUAAUUGUACGUGAUGUCAGUACUGCCAUUGCAAAGCUUAGACCUAUUUUUGUUAAAAUGCCAAUUGAAAGUGAAAUACCUACCAUGCAAAAAAGUUUUUAUAAAAUUGCUAAAUUUCCUAGGACAAUUGGGGCAAUUGAUUGCACUCAUGUAAAAAUUCAAAAUCCUGGUGGACCUAACGCUGAAUACUACAGAAACCGAAAAGGAUACUUUUCAUUGAAUGUACAAACUGUACCAUGUCCUGACUUAAAAAUCAUGGAUGUUGUAGCACGCUGGCCAGGAUCGUGUCACGACUAUACAAUACUCAAGAAAUCAAGGUUUUUUAACAGGUUAAACAGUGGUGAAUGGGGAAACAGUUUGAUAGUAGCUGACAGUGGCUAUGCAAAUUCUCUACGGAUUGUUACACCUUUCAUAAAUCCAAGAAACGACAUUGAAGAACUAUAUAAUGAGUCGAUCAUUAGGACUAGGAAUCCUGUUGAAAGAUCUUAUGGUGUUCUAAAACGGAGAUUUCCAAUAUUAUCUUUUGGGUCACGGUUGAAAUUACAAACUACUCAAGCUGUUAUUGUAGCCUGUUGUGUUUUACAUAACAUAGCUAUUGAUAAUAAAGAUACAGAUCCACCAGCUCUACUAGAUAUAGUUUUACCAGAUAAUGAAAAUAUGAACAUAAUAGAACACCAUAUUGAUGAAGGAAAUGCAAGACAACAAUUAAUAGAUGAAUACUUUUCAUAUCUUUAA
Macrosiphum euphorbiae (potato aphid) is the source of this 870-nucleotide messenger RNA. The record is from the annotation of a GenBank genome assembly. Lineage: Eukaryota; Metazoa; Arthropoda; Insecta; Hemiptera; Aphididae.